Messenger RNA from Drosophila sulfurigaster albostrigata, 8929 nucleotides. RefSeq names its product chaoptin. Gene Ontology annotation, molecular function: protein binding. NCBI's taxonomy places the organism in Eukaryota, Metazoa, Arthropoda, Insecta, Diptera, Drosophilidae. The record is from RefSeq and is a predicted model, not a curated record. Bases 446 to 6415 code for a protein of 1989 amino acids. Gene Ontology annotation, cellular component: extracellular matrix. The transcript has 8 exons.
AGCAACGACGCAACGCGGCAACUUGCGACUGCAGCCUGAGUUAUUGGUGGCGUCUCGUAAUUGAUAAUAUUGAAUGCAGCACAUUGCCAAGCGAAAUCCAUUACUAAGCUCGCUCUGAGUUGCGUUUCUUAACGACGACGACGACGUCGCUUCGAGAACUCUUUCUCUCCGGCCACAAAAGAUGGCGAGCGUUUAAAAACGCGCGGGAAACGCGCGCGACAUGUGACAGCAGCCAAGAGGAGGAAAGAGUGAAAAACGACAGACAAAAAAAAAACAAGUAGAAGAAGAAAAUAAUAGAAAAACAAAUGAAAUAUAAAAACGGCAAUGGAGCCACACACUGAUUGAGAGCAGCAACAGCACAAAACACAGAGAAAAUACUAAAAUCACACACAGCGAGAAAUAUACUGAGAGAAAGGGAAGAAGAGUGGGCAAAUCGAAAUCGAAAAUGUGCAACGGCAGCAACCCAAACACGGCGACAACUGCUGCAACGCUCACAAACUUAUUAGCGAAAUGCACGAAGUCAACAAGCAGCCACCACAGCAACAGCAACAACAACAACAACAACUGCAACGACAUUGGCAGCAUCAACGCUAGCAAUUGUCAGCAGAGAAGUCGCAUGCAAGUGCCAACAGGAGCUGAAGUUGGAGUCAGAGUCAGAGUCGGAGUCACAGUUGGAGUUGCUGAGCUGGCAGGCGGCAACGAAGAGCCACAAAAACAACGAGCAAAACGUCAAAACAUGCAGCAGGAACAGGAAGAGAAGCAGCAGCAGCAGGACGACCAAGAGCAGCAGCAGCAGCAGCAGCAGCAGCAUAAUCAGCGGCAACAUCAACAACGUCAGGAACAAGGACAUCAAAUAAAGCAAAUGGCAGCGGGGACAAAUGGAGAGGCAGUCGCCGUUGCGGCAGCCAAAGUACAUGAACACAAACACGAAUUUGGACGAGACCAAGAACAACGUCGUCUAAAUUGCAAUAAUGUUACCAGACUGCAGCCUCAGCAGCAGCAGCAGCAGAAGCAACGACAGCAGCCACGACAGCAGCAACAUCAUUUGAAGCUGCAGCAACGUAGCUGUCCCUCGAUGCUGCUGUGGUUGACGCUGCUAGCGACAGCAGCAGCAGCAGCAGCUACAACUACAACAGCAACAGCAACAGCAACCAAACCAACAGCAACACCUUCAGGAGCAGCAGCAGCAACACUUGUUCAGCGCUCCGCCCGCUCGCUAAGCAUCGGUCACAAUGGUCUUGGCAGUGGCAUCAGCAGCAGCAGCAUCAUGGGCCACAGCAGCAGUGGCAGUGGCAUUGCCAGUGGCAAGACAGGCAAUGCACGUGAAUUGCACUACGAGCUGAGCAGCGGCAGCGGCAAUCUAGCAGCAGCAGCAGCAGCUGGAGCCGGCGGCAAUGGCGUCGGCGGUGGAGCAACGGGCAUCGAAUGUCCCAGCUUCGAUGAUAGCUCGGCCUGUCCUUGCUACAAGUUCGAGGAUGGCCUCUUCCUCGAGUGUCCGGGCACCACGGCGCUGUCGCUGCGCUCAACACUUGAACGCAUCUCGGCUCCGAUACACUCGCUGUCCAUCUACGAUUUCGAUAGAUCGGUGACCUCGCUCUCGCAGGACGUCAUCCAGCCGGGUGUGCAUAUACGGCAUCUGCAGUUCUCCCAUUCGCACCUCGAGGCUCUCAAGGAGAGCAGUUUGCGUAAUUUGCGCGGCAGCCUCGAGUCGCUCAGCAUUGUCAAUGGCAAAUUAACGCAGCUGCCGUCACGUGCCCUGAGCUCCUUGCAAAAGCUGACAGCUCUGGACUUUGACUACAACGAGAUCGUGCGCAUCGACGACUACAGUUUCUAUGGCCUGCGCGUGUCCAAGCUGAACAUCAAAGGCAAUCGCCUGCAGAGCAUACCAGAGAAUGGUUUCACCGGUCUCGAGGACUGCAUGCAAGAGAUCGAUGUCUCCGAGAACGGACUGCGCACCUUUCCCAUGCUCGCACUGCGCAAACUCGGACAUUUGCGUAUACUCCGAUUGUCGAACAACAAGAUCUCAACCUUCUAUGGCGACAUACAGCUGGCCACGAACAAUGCUUCGGCUGCGGUGGCCACAGCAGCGGCAUUGCAGUUGCCUUCCCUCAUUUUACUCGAUUUGAGUUCGAAUCAAUUCAGCGAGAUUGUCCACGAUUGCUUUCGCGCCUUUCCCCAACUGCAGACGCUCUCAUUCUAUGCGAAUCAAAUUGAACUGGUGCAGCCGGAGGCAUUCAAGAGUCUCAAGGAGCUGAUGUCAUUGGAUAUGUCACACAAUCGCAUCAUUGCACUCGAUCCCAAGGUCUUCGAUAAGAACAAGCGACUGCAGACUGUCGACUUGAGUCACAAUCACAUUCACGCCAUCAGCGGCGUUUUCUCUAAUCUGCCGCAGUUGCGUGAGGUGUUUCUCUCCGAGAACAAUAUACUCGAGUUGCCGGCGGAUGCGUUCACCAACUCGACGCUGGUCGAUGUCAUCUAUUUGGAGUCGAAUGGCAUUGCACACAUCGAUCCGAAUGUGUUUAGCACGUUGGCUAACCUGGAUCAUUUGUAUUUGCGCUCGAAUUUCAUUCCCUUGGUGCCCGUCACGCUCUUCGACAAGUGUAUCAAGCUCUCGUCGCUGUCGCUGGACAAUAAUGAGAUACAGGAUCUGGAGAUUGGCAUGUUUCGCAAGCUGGAGCAGUUGCGUGAGGUGCGACUGCAUAACAAUCGCAUACGCCGGGUGCGCAAGGGCGUCUUUGAGCCGUUGCCCUCGUUGCAGGAGCUGCACAUCCAGAAGAACAACAUCGAGGACAUUGAACCAGGAGCAUUUCACACGUUGCGUAACAUGCAACACAUCAAUCUGCAGGACAAUCAAUUGACCGUGCUGGAGGACAUCUUCCCAGAGCAGAACUCAUCGCUGCUGUCGAUUCAACUGGAAUCGAACUAUCUGAACAAGAUACAUCAGCGCACGUUUCGCCAGCAGCAACGCAUACAGAUCAUGUGGCUGCGCGACAAUAAGCUGCUGAAGAUCGAUCGAUCGCUGUUCGUGGACACCCCACAGCUGGGCAGGCUGUACCUGAGCAACAAUCUCAUACGUGAGAUCGAGAAGGACACGUUUGGCAGUCUGGGGGCGUUGAAGUUUCUCGACCUGAGCGGAAAUCAAUUGCGGCAACUGCGUCGCGAUUACUUUGCGGCCCUGCAGAACCUUGAGGAGCUGAGUCUGGCACACAAUCACAUUGAGGCCAUUGAGGGUUAUGCGUUCAGUCGCCUAAAGCAACUUAAAUCACUGGACUUGUCCCACAAUCCGCUUGUGCAAUUAACGCGUGACAUCUUUCUGGAGGAACUUCCGCUGAUCACGCUCAAUUUGCGCAACACUUCGCUGCGUAAGCUUGAACUACACACGUUUAAGUCGCUGCAGAACCUGAACGAAUUGAAUCUAGAGCGCAAUCAACUGAAUCCGGCGGACAUACAGAAACUGGAUGUACAGAGUUUGCGGCGUUUGCAUUUAUCGCACAACAACUUCAGUCAUGUGGGCAUGGGCGGCACCAUGGGUGGCAUCAUGUCGGGCAUGUUCGAUAAGCUGCGCUCGCUGCAACAGUUGUCUAUGGCCAACUGCAGUCUGACGAGCAUUCCGGACCAACUCUUUGCCAAGAACACAAACCUCGUGCGCAUCGAUUUGUGUGACAAUCAAUUGACCGAAAUGAAUCGCAACAUUUUCAGCGGCUUAAAUGUGUUCAAGGAGUUGCGUUUGUGUCGCAAUAAUCUCGUCGAAUUCCCGCACAUUGCUCUGUACAAUUUGAGUACAUUGGAGACCUUGGAUUUGGCGCGUAAUCAACUGAUCUCCAUUGACUUCUUCAAGCUGAGUGGCACACUUAAUUUGCGUCAACUCAUUUUGCGUGACAACAAGAUCAACUCGUUAAGUGGCUUCAAUGCGGUGAACCUCACGCAACUCGAUAAUGUGGAUCUCAGUGGGAAUCUGUUGUUGUCGCUGCCCGCCAACUUUUUGCGGCACUCGAUCAAUUUGCAACGCGUCGACUUGUCCAGCAAUCGCUUUCUGCAAAUUCCCAGUUCUGCUUUGUCCGAUGUCUCCAUACCGCGUUUGUCGUGGCUCAACUUGACCGGGAAUCCCAUCAACAAGAUCUAUACGGUCAAGGAGGAGCGUUAUCUGUAUCUGAAGGAGUUGUACAUCUGCCAGACGAAUCUCUCCAUACUCACCUCGAAGGAUUUCGAGGCAUUCCAGGCACUGCAACAUCUGCACUUGAUCAACAAUCGCAUCACACGCAUUUCGCCCGGUGCCUUCAAGUCGUUGACCAAUCUGUUGACUCUAGACAUAAGUGUCAACGAGUUGGAAAUGCUGCCCAAAGAGCGUUUGCAGGGAUUGCGUUUGCUGCGAUUACUCAAUAUCUCACACAAUACACUCAAGGAUCUCGAUGAGUUUAGCGGCGAUUUGGCGCAGUUGCAAACGCUUGACUUGAGCUUCAAUCAGCUGGAUCGCAUCUCCAAGAAAUCGUUCCGCAAUCUUCAUGGCUUGGUGGAGCUGCUGCUAAUGGGCAAUCGGAUGACGGCGUUGUCCCACGAUGGUUUCCGCUAUCUGCGCAAAUUGCAUCUGCUGGAUCUUCGCAAGAAUUACUUCGAGCUGGUGCCGUUGGAUCCGCUGAAGCCGCUGGAAACCAAUUUACGUACGCUCAAGCUAGAAGAGAAUCCACUGCAUUGCAGCUGCGAUGCGCAAAAGCUGUGGGAAUGGCUGCGGGAUCAUCGCAAAUGGUCGCUAUCGCCAACGGGCGGCGAUAACAUUAAUUAUCUGAGGUGCGAACACCCAACGGAGCUGCGUGGCAAGGUGUUUGGCCGCAUGGAGCCGCAGCAAUUUUGCGAUGCCCCAUUAAUACCCAAAAUGGCCAUACAGGACAUUCAGCCCUAUUCGGUGGUCGUCUCCUGGCAGAGUCGCGAACAUUUGGGUCUCACUGGAUUCGAAAUUGUUUACCAUGCCACCGGCGAUGGACUCGGCUCUGGGCCAACCGAGCGCGACCAGGCCAAAGGUCAUCAUCAUGAUAUUCAUCGCGAUUGGGAACGCGACCAGGAUGUCGAUAGAGACUACGAGCGACUGCAUCAGAGCAGCGACCGGGAUAGGGAGCGAGGAGAACGUGAACGUCUGGCCCAAUUUGCUGCCACGGAUGAGAUACACGGCAAGCGUCUAAACGGCACGGCCAGCUCGACAAAGCUAACGAAAUUGAGCCCGAACACGCGCUAUCACAUCUGCGUCAUCGGCACCGGUAAUUGGCUCUCGGAGCCUUUGGCCAAUGCGCUGCAAAGGUUGCACUACAACGACUCAAGGGACGACUUGCUGCUGUCUGGUUCAGUCUCAGCUUCAGCUUCUAGCUCCAAUGAUGUCUCAUUGGCAGCUGCCUCACAACCGCUGCCGGAAGCCUACUCACCGUAUCUCCAUCUCAACGAAGCGGACAACGACAGCGGACAGCAGCAUCUACAGCAGCAUCAACAGCAGCAAGCACUCAUCGAGAACAGCAUUGUGACGGACAAUGUACUGCACGAGGUGCUCAAAAAUUCACAUUUCUCAGCCUGCACCGAUGUGCAGACACUCGACUCGACGCCCAGUUUGAUUACGGAUGAGAACGGACUGUCGAGCAAUGGAUUCAUACACUCGAUAUUGACACGUCGCUUGGGUCUGAUUGUUGGCUGCUGUUUGGGCAUUAUUGUGUUCAUUGUGAUGAUCUCGGUGCUCAGCUACGUGAAGCUGAAGAAGCAGCGCAUCGAGAACGCCAAGCGGCAGGCUGCAAUGCCGCCCGAAUACAUUUCCUAUCGUCACUUCAGCAUACCCAACGAGGAGCUCACACGCACCGCAGCGAACGUUGGCAAUGCGGCAGCAGCAGCCGCUGCUGCGGCACAAGCAGCUCAGGCUGCAGCAGCAGCAGCCGCAGCAGCAUCUUCAGCGGCAGCUGCAACAUCAACGACAGCGGCAACAACCAUGUCGAGUGUGCCGAGUGGCAUCAGUGGGCACAUCAGCGGGACCAGCUUGAGCACCGGCACAACAACAACCACAGCGGCCACAACACCCAUUGGCGGAGUGCCGCUGCCGAUGGUGAAGAGCGGCAGUCGCAGUCCCAUUGCGGGCAUUGCGGGAUUGGUUGUUGCCGACAACAUUGUUGCCGAUGGAGCGGGCAAUGUUGUUGCCGUCUCCACAGCAUCGCCGGCCAACAGUAGCAAUGGUGGACAUGCUCACAGUCACACACACACACACAAUCACAGUCACACACACGCACACAAUCACAAUCACAAUCAUCAUAGCCACAAUCAUCAGCAGGCAGCGGCGGCGGCGGCUGCAGCGGCGCAUCGACAGCAGAACAACAACAACGGCGGAGUUGUCGGCGGUUAUAUGGCAGCUGGUGUUGUGCUCAAUACGAAUCACUUGAGUGUCUGUUAGUAGUCUCUCGCAUUCAAAAAGUUAUUCAAUUUAUUCGAUUGCUUUCAAAUCAAAUGAAAUAUGAGAAUGCGUUUAUCAUACACAGUCGUAACGUGUUUGACCUCCCCCCACCAUUCCCCCUCACAAAAAAGAAAAAAAAAGAAAAACGUGUCCAAAAAACUGAUCUGUAAACUCUCGUACAUAUAUUUCAUCUUUCAAAUGGCAUUCAAUUCAUUCAUUUAGCAUAACUUUUUCAAUCAGAGAGAGAUAGAGAAAAUGCAAAAGCAUUUUUAUGUUUUCCAAUGUGGCCCAAAAAUGCAUUUAAUUUAUGAGUAAAAAUCCCAACUAACAAACCAAAAACUAAAACCACAAAAAAAAAAAGGAAAAACAUAAACUAGGUUAGUGAUAAUCAUCAUGUUGCGUUCAACGUUCGUUUAGUUAUGAAACAAUUUAAAAACCGAAAAACCUUUUUUUUUUAUUCAAUGUAAAUAAAAGUUGAAUCGAAUUGAAAACUCAGCGCGAGAAAGGAAACAAAACCAAAAAGAGAGAAGAGAGGAAGAAAUCGACAAAUGAAUUAAUAAAUAUAAAUCCGUUUUUAGAUUAAUGAUAAAUAACUUACAUUAAUAAAUACAUAUAUGGAAAAUACACAAUAUAAAUACCGAUUACUAUGCGAAAUGUCGGAUAUGACAGAUAAAUCAAACCAGAUGCCAGUUAUUACAGCUAAAUUUGAAUAUGUAGGAUAUAAAAACACACACAUGGACACACACUAACACAUAUGACAUAUAAACACACACUUGUAAUCAAGGUAAUGACUUUUUUUUUGCCACAAAAACAAAAUGAGAUACUAUACUUAGAGUUAAUCGAAAUUUUUUUCUAGAAGUGAAGCGCGGUAAGUGAAAAAUACUAAGUAAAUAGCAAAGAUGCGAAGAAGAAGAAGAGUAAACAAAUAAAAAUAGUAGCAUAAAAGAUUGAAAGAGAAACAUAUUAACUAACUAAUUAACAAAUAAUAAUAAUAAUAAAUACAAUUAAAUUAAAUUAAAUUAAAUUAAUUAAGCGUGCAACAUGCAGUAAAUGUUAGCAAAACUCAAAGAGUUUCAUUUGUAAAAUGCAUAAUGUUUUCUUAAUGGUUUUUUUGUCUUCGUAUUUAACUUUAAUCUCGACUCGUUUCAUUUGGGUUUUAUAAAUAAAUACUGAUUAUUAAAUACAUAAUUUCUAGCUUUAGUCACAAAGAAUUAGCUAUAAAAAAGAGAGAAAUAAAUGCAACUACAAUUGAACGGCAUCUUAUCGAAAUAAGAAAUAAACAUAUUUACUUAUAUAUAUGGCAAAUAAAGAAACAAAAAGGAAAAUAAUAAAAUGUCAUGUAGUUCGAGAAUGAGUAUAACAAUUACUUUAUAGUCAGCUGGGAAUGCGAUAACUAAGUGAAACGAGCUGCUAACGUACUAUACACAACAUACAAACAGUCAAAACCAAUUUAAGGCACACUGCAACAAUUUAAAUAAUGACAAAAUCAACAACAACAACAACAACAUGCAAAUGAAAAAACAAAAAAACAACACAAAUGCAAAUAUUGCUCAAGAAUUUUGUUAGAAAACUACUCGUAAGCUAAAAAAAAAAAGCAAGAGAGAGACACAAACAACAAAUCAAAUCAUAAGAAAUGUUGCUGCCCCCAAAAAAUGUUAUGCAUACACUCAACUUCCUCCACUUCCAGUUCCACUUCCAGUUUCAGUUCCACUUCCGCUUUCCCCACUCGAAUAUAGACCGAGUUGUGUUUCUUUUAUUUAUUCACACAGCUUGGACAUUUGUUUAAAUCAAAUCAAACAAAAAGCGAUAACAAUGCAGUAAACUAAAAAUCUUCGGCAUACCGAAUCUGCAAUUCCCUUGCAGACGAUGUGCGAAUCUAUUGUAUAAAUGCAAAUGCAAUUAUUAUUUUUUUUUUGUCUGUAGCUAGUGCAAAUAUUAUUUCAAGUAGAACAAAUUUUGAUAUACACUAAUAGAACUAUUCUUCAAUAUUCUUCAAGAUAUGUAUAUUAGCUUAGCAUACAUCUGAAAUUUAUUUUAAUAAUUAUAAUAUCGUCUGCAGGGGCAUCAAUAAUAAAUUGAUCAAGCAAAGGCACAACUAUAUAGACACAGCAAGUUAAAAAUAAUAACUGCGAUGAAGGGGCAAACGUUUCAACAUAGAGAAAUACACACACGAAACACACAAAUGGAAAGAGCAAACCAAAAAACGAAAAAGAAAAAAUAAUAGCUGCACAUGUUGCAGAUGCAAAUGCAAAUCAAAAUCAAAAAUCGAACUUAAAAUACAAAAAGCAAAUAAACAGAGCAUUAAUUAUUUUGCCAAAGCAAACAAAAAAAAAAACAGGAAUAAAACAACCAAAAAUGAAAUAAUAAAUAUAAGAAGAAUAUGCCGAAUUAGGAAAGCUUUCAAUGCUCUAUACAGUGUCUAUUGUGGAAGGACUCUGUCUCCCCCUUCUGCUAAACUAGUUUUAGUCUCAAGGCAAAUGCAAAAUAUUUAAGAAGCAGCGAGAGCGAAGAAAA